Molecule: messenger RNA, 1403 nt
Organism: Neomonachus schauinslandi (Hawaiian monk seal)
Lineage: Eukaryota; Metazoa; Chordata; Mammalia; Carnivora; Phocidae
Product: galactoside alpha-(1,2)-fucosyltransferase 2
Exons: 2
Coding region: 59-1141 (360 amino acids)
Biological process (GO): carbohydrate metabolic process
Cellular component (GO): membrane
Molecular function (GO): galactoside 2-alpha-L-fucosyltransferase activity
Source: RefSeq, a predicted model, not a curated record
UCUGCUCGCUGAGCAACCACGUCGGCGGCUCCCCGGAUUCCUGCAGCCAGAACCAGCCAUGCUCAGCAGUCAGGCGCCUUUCUUCUUCCCCAUGGCCCACUUCAUCCUCUUUGUCUUCACGGCUUCCACCAUAUUUCACCUUCAGCAGCGGCUAUCGAAGAUUCGCCCCACAUGGGACUUUGAGACGCUGGUUUUGGAACACCCCACGAGCCAGCCGCCCAGGGGCAUGUGGACUGAGAUGCUGGUUUUGGCGAGGACGGAACACCCCACGAGCCAGCCACCCAGGGGCAUGUGGACGAUCAAUGCCAUCGGCCGCCUGGGGAACCAGAUGGGGGAGUACGCCACCCUGUACGCCCUGGCCAAGAUGAACGGGCGGCCGGCCUUCAUCCCGGCCGAGAUGCACAGCACGCUGGCCCCCAUCUUCCGAAUCAGCCUCCCGGUCCUGCACGGCGCCACGGCCAGCAGGGUCCCGUGGCGGAACUACCACCUGAACGACUGGAUGGAGGAGCGCUAUCGCCACAUCCCGGGGGAGUACGUGCGCCUCACCGGCUACCCCUGCUCCUGGACCUUCUACCACCACCUGCGAGACGAGAUCCUGCGGGAGUUCACCUUGCACGACCACGUGCGGGAGGACGCCCAGAAGUUUCUGCGGGGCCUGCAGGUGAAUGGGAGACAGCCGAGCACCUUCGUGGGGGUCCACGUGCGCCGGGGGGAUUACGUGCGUGUCAUGCCGCAGGUGUGGAAGGGCGUGGUCGCCGACCGGGGCUACCUAGAGCAGGCCCUGGACUGGUUCCGGGCCCGCUACCGCUCCCCAGUCUUCGUGAUCUCCAGCAACGGCAUGGCCUGGUGUCGGCAGAACAUCAACGCCUCCCGGGGGGACGUGGUGUUCGCCGGCAAUGGCAUAGAGAACUCCCCCUCCAAGGACUUCGCGCUGCUCACGCAGUGUAACCACACCGUCAUCACCGUGGGCACGUUCGGGAUCUGGGCCGCCUACCUGGCGGGCGGGGACACCGUCUACCUGGCCAAUUUCACCCUGCCCGGCUCCCCCUUCCACUGGAUCUUCAAGCCCCAAGCGGCCUUCCUGCCCGAGUGGGUGGGCAUCGCCGCUGACCUUGGGCAGGCCAGAGAGACUGGCUCCUAGCCCGGUGUGUCGCGUGUCCCUCCCUCGCCCUGGGGCCAACAGGCUUUGCCGCAGAGCUGCAGCACCUGUGUUUGCCUCCAGGCCGCGAUGCUUCCCAGCUGGGCCACCUCGGACAAGUGACUUAACCUCUCUGGGCCUUAGCGUGCCACCUGCAAAGUGGACCUAAUACAGAACUUACCUCUGCAGCUCCUGCAGCGAGUUUAUUUAGUGUCUUGGGAACCCGAACCCGAACAGGCACGUGGGUGGCGUAUCCUGAACUUUC